AUGAGAAAGUCUUGGAAGGAGACAAGGCUGAGGUUGUAUAAUACUUCGAGCCAACGUUCACGACUGAACAAAAUAUUGAGAAUCGUCCGCCGGGAAUCGAUCGAGAGCAUUGGAGAUGGUUCCUUGACUAUCGCGCCAAAGUUGAGACAAAGGAAAAAUGCGAAGAAUCGAUCAAAACAACUAUAUACUCACACUGGCGGUUCGAAAAGUUUUGCACGGCGGAUGGAAGAAGAGAAAAGAAUUGAGGAGAUUGAGCAACAGGAUGAGUCAUCUAGGGUGUUGUCUCAAAAUGAUUCCAUUGCUCAGGUUUUCAGAAAAGAGAAACCGGGUAGAGUACGUGGUGUGGGUUUUGGACCGACUCCUAGUCAACUCUUUGGUCCAAAUUCACAUGCGUCUGGCAACGGAAUCCAACUAGAGGAGACCCAAAGGAAGCUGCUUGAACUACAGGCAAAGCUGGAAGGCGAGAAGUUGAAGAGGAAGGCGAUGGAGGAUGAGGCAGCAGCAAAGAAGAAAAAGAUGAAGGCGAUGGAUAGUGCUCUGAUUUAUCUGUUUCAACGGCAGGGUGAGGAGCUGCCACUAGACAUCGCUGCAGGGAUGAGUUUCGUGGAAUGA
Arachis stenosperma is the source of this 612-nucleotide messenger RNA. RefSeq lists its product as uncharacterized. The coding region runs from base 1 to 612 and encodes 203 amino acids. The record is from RefSeq and is a predicted model, not a curated record. The transcript is spliced from 3 exons. Lineage: Eukaryota; Viridiplantae; Streptophyta; Magnoliopsida; Fabales; Fabaceae.